This is a messenger RNA of Branchiostoma belcheri (Belcher's lancelet), 3160 nucleotides long. Its product is annotated as TNF receptor-associated factor 2-like. NCBI's taxonomy places the organism in Eukaryota, Metazoa, Chordata, Leptocardii, Amphioxiformes, Branchiostomatidae. Gene Ontology annotation, molecular function: zinc ion binding; protein binding. Gene Ontology annotation, biological process: positive regulation of JNK cascade; tumor necrosis factor-mediated signaling pathway; regulation of canonical NF-kappaB signal transduction. The transcript has 8 exons. Bases 128 to 1789 code for a protein of 553 amino acids. The record is from RefSeq and is a predicted model, not a curated record.
UGUGACGUAAUCUGUUUUGCUGUGAACUGGAUGUUCCAAGCUGUUCUUAUAACCACGUCUUGACGUCGUUAACACGGAAUCAGUACUGCAUGUCUUCGACGAAAGAUGGAUAACACUUUUUAACAGUAUGCCAGGAUUUUCAGUCAUUCUGAAAGAAACGGGGACGGAUCCCAAGUAUUGCUGCUCAAGCUGUGGCAACCUCCUAGACGAGCCAAGACAGACAGAGUGUGGCCAUAGAUACUGCAGGACUUGUCUAGAAGAACUAACAAGGACUGGCGAAGGCAAAUGUGCAGCUCAUAGGUGUGGAGAAACUAUCAAAUUGAACGACCAGGUAUUUCCUGACAAAGCGAUUGAACGGGAAGUCGGGGGCAUUGCUGUCGUCUGUAACAACGUGAAGGAUGGCUGCGAUUGGGAAGGCGUCGUGCGGCAAGUUAAGGACCACCUGUCUCAGUGUGACUACGAGAGGCUCCCCUGCAUCCACGAGGCCCAGGGCUGUGAGAAGAGCAUCCGGAGGAAGGACCUGGCGACACAUCUGCAGGAGGAAUGUGACUUCCGUACGGACGCCUGUCAAUGGUGCAAGACCAGCUUUCCACACAACCAUAUGAAGGAUCAUCAGAAGUCAUGUCCGUCGGCACCGGCUAAAUGUGACUGGUGCAGUAAGAAAGGUCUGACUCGGGCUCAACUACAGGAGCAUCAACAUCCAGAGACAGGAAACUGUCCCAAUAUGAAGAUACCCUGCAACUUCACACCAGCAGGAUGCAAGGAAAAGAUGGAAAAGAAACACCUCCAUGAACAUCAGAAAAAGUCAUCAUACGUCCAUCUAAACAUGCUGUUGGCUCUAGUUCUUCAGCUGGCUUCCAAUUUUGAACAGCACCGGACCCAAGAGGUGGAGUCAAGUGAAAGCAUGCGGCUCCACAUCCCUCAGUUACAGAAAACCAUCCAAGACUUUGACAGCAAACUGGUCCAAAUGGAACGGAAGAUCGCCAGUGACACGUCGGAAGGAGCAACAGCCCCGGGGUCGAGUGGUGCGAAGGCACUUGAGAACAGAAUCGAACAGGUGAGGGGAAAACUAGAAGAUGUAGUAAAGAAGCUCGCCGCCUGGGAGCCCAGGGUCGGCACGUUUGAAGGGAUCGUCGCCGUCCUGAACCGUGAGAUCGAGAAGUGCAGCUCACAGAUGGAGGCGUACGAACGACAACGUCGGCAGGACAGGGAGAUCAUCGAGACCCUGGAGAGGAAGGUCAGGUCUCUGGAGAGGAUCAUCGCUCUGAAGGACGUCGCAAUCGCCGAACAAGACCUCCGGAUCCAGACCCUGGAACUGACCAGCUAUGACGGCAUCCUGACGUGGAAGAUCGCGGAUUUCACUCGCAAGCGCCACGACGCCAUCACGGGGAAGACAGCGAGUUUCUACUCGCCAUGCUUCUUCACCAGCCGUACAGGGUACAAGAUGUGCGCCCGGAUCUACCUGAACGGAGAUGGGAUGGGGAAGGGCACUCAUGUCAGCCUGUUCUUCGUCCUGAUGAGGGGGCACUACGAUGGACUGCUGCGCUGGCCGUUUAGACAGAAGGUGACCUUCAUGCUCCUGGACCAGAACAACCGUGAGCACGUCAUCGACGCGUUCCGCCCUGACCCGACCAGCUCGUCCUUCCAGCGGCCCACCAGUGACAUGAACAUCGCCAGUGGAUGUCCGCUCUUCGUGCCGCUCAGUCAGCUGGAGAGCAGCAGCCAUGCCUAUGUGAGAGACGACACCCUGUUCAUCAGGGUCAUCGUGGACACCUCUGAUCUGAAUUAAGAGUAGAAUAAGAAAUAUUGUGCCGAUUGGAUAGUUUUUGAUCAUGUGUGUAAGUGGGGGCCGUACAAAUGUAAAUUGUAGGGCCUACGAAGACUAUAUACACAGUGUGUCAUAUCACAAUAUUAAUAAUAUAUUGAAUACGUUCGGCAACUGUAAGAUAUUAAGAUACUGUCUUACUGUAAGACAGUAAGAUAUGCACGAGUAAUUCCUAUGAAAGAUGGCAUCCUUGUUCCAAUUGAACAGUUGUUAUGUAACAUGAGAUUUUCAUGACAUGAGAUCUAUAAUUUUGUUGGCUUUCACCCUGCAAGGUAAAGAUAAACAUCAACUGAGCAUUGGGACAGGGAUGCUAUCUAUGAAAUUGUAGGAUUGAUCGCAAAUGCUGCCUAUUAUAAACUACACUAGGAUACAUGCUGUAUUUCAUUGACAGUGCUGCAACUUAAACUUGUAAACGUAACAUAUAAUGUACUAAACCAUGGAGUUAGAAGAUUUUCGAACUCCAUGCUCAAACUAAUAAUAAUCAUAGAAAGUCACUGUGAAAAGUAGCGUGAUACAUAUUUCUUAAUGUAUAUAGAAAAGACAGGAUUAGUUUGACCAAAAAGAACGCUUGACCUAAAACUGAUGAAAGUUUGGGUUAUCAGUUGAAUUUUAUAGAUUAUUGAUAUGGUGUAGUCUCUUAUAUUCUACAUUUUAACUUUCAAUGAGAUAAUCCAUAGCAUAGUAUUUGUAUAUAGCAACCUGCCAACCUAAUCCCUACAUGUAACUACGUAUAGUACAUACAGUUCUAUGAAUAUGUUUUAAGAAAAUUGGAUAGGCAUGUGCAUGUAAACUAGAUUCAGCUGUAGAUUAACAUUAUUUAUGUGAUGCAUAGAUGUGUUUAGUUAAAUAUUGUGAACAUCAGUGUCAUUCAGGCAACAUUAUAUGUAUGUCUGCUAGGUUGAUAGAAUGAUAAAGAAUUGACUUGAAUUAAAAUAUGGAAAACGAACAUUUGCACAAAGUGAGGCAGAGAGCUAGAAGUCUCUCCCAAUAGAUGUAAAAAGCACUUCAUUCAUACAAACAUUCAAAGCAAAUUGCGCGAGAGAAUUGUGUGUGACUCCUGACCUCUAUCCCCUAAGACCUGGCAUGGAUACGGACUAUGAGUAUGGACACGAUUUUGAGAGCACUAUGCUUUUGUUAUGUACAUGUUAUUGUAUUGGUUGUGUAUGCGUGUACCCUGGACCUCACUGGAAAGCAUUCUUCAUCAGCCACUGAGGACGCUACCCUGGUUAAUGAAAACAUAAAUAAGUUAGAUAAAUCGAACAGAAAUAUAUCUAAUAGAAAUCAUUGUCAUUGUUAGUUUAUUCCUGAAGUAGGAUGACGAAUAAUGUAAGGUUA